Entamoeba invadens IP1 is the source of this 1904-nucleotide messenger RNA. RefSeq lists its product as hypothetical. The annotation marks the transcript as partial. The transcript has a single exon. The record is from RefSeq and is a predicted model, not a curated record. Lineage: Eukaryota; Evosea; Mastigamoebida; Endamoebidae.
AUGGAGCGUCUUCAAAUCAAUCCACUUAUUAUAGAAAACAUUCAAACUUUAAAUGAUGAUUCUGUGUACAAUAAGUACUUAUACGAGCACUAUGCACUUGAUAUUUUAAAGUUGUUUCCGAACAUCCAAACUUUAUAUUUGCCGUUUUAUGAAAUGUUUGUUCCCGAUAAUGUUUUGUCAAAAAUAAAAUACAUAAAAUUUCAUAAUUCGUUAGACCAAAAUGACACAAUAAAAAACAAAGAAUACUUUGUAAAUUUUUCAAGAUUUCAAAUUGUUACAAUUGAACAUCUCAAAAAAUAUCAGACAUAUGUUUUGUACAACAAAAGUUCUUUGAAUUUUUUAUUAAACAAAAUUGAACAAUUUUUAAGUCUUUCAGAUAUAACUAUUGUUGUACCAACGAUUGAUUAUGACGUAAAUAUACCAAAUGAGAAAGCAGAACUUUUUCUGCAAAUUGUAGACUUUAAUAUUAACGUUUUUGUUGAGUUGCAUACACUAAAAAGGAUUAGAAUUUUUGUUAGUGAUAACGAACAGUUGAAAUACUUUGUACCUUUUAUUAGUGCAUAUAGAGGUUUACUUUUAAAUUUGCUUUUGUAUUUGCCAAAUGAAGAGUUUAAAAUUGAAGAGAGAGAAAUACUUGACAAGCUCAAGCUUCAUUUUAAAAUAAUGAUACUAAAUGUUAACGACUUUUCUGUGUUUAACAACUGGGAUAUACCAAUUUCUUUACAUAAUUUUAAAGAGAGUGUUUGUAUAUAUGAAAAUGAAACACCAAAUUUUUUGUGUUUUGUUGACAUGACCAAAUUAAAGAUUGAUGAAUUAACUGUUAAAAAGAGUACUUUAAUGGAUUUGGACCUUUCUAAUAUAAAAACUAAAAAACUUGUAAUUAACAAUGACGAAAAUGUUAAAUUCAACUUAAAAAUACCAAACAAUUUAAAAUAUCUUGAAUUAAAUUCUACUGGUGAAAUUACAGUCUUUUGUGACAAUAUAACAACUGUCGAAGUUACAAAAAGAAAAGAAAUAAAAUAUCUCAAACAAGUCUCAAUGACCCACUUUUUUGGCUUAACAAAACAUUAUGAUAUGAUGUUAAGUGAAAAAUGUUAUAUUCAGUGGAUUGAAGAACAUCCACUUGAUAUUGAGAAUAUACCAAAAUUUUAUGAGAUCAAUUCAGACCAACAGAAUGUAUACAAAAUUUUUGUUAAUUUAGUAAAAGAUCUUGAAGUUCUCGAAUUUGACACUAAGUCGUUUUAUUACAAAGAAAAAUUUGACUUUACAACAACUCCCCAACUCAUCACAAAUGAAAUGAAAUUGAAAAAUUUGUCUUCAUUUGAAAUAGUUUCUAAAUCUUUUAAUUGUGUUGAAUUGCCAACUUCGCUAACAAAACUAAAGAUAAAAAAUCUUUCACACUCGACUUUUGAGUUGGAUAAUAUCAACAUCAUAACCCUGAAAAUGUUUGAAUGUAGUAACAUCAAAAUUUAUUUAAACACGACACUUAAAAAUUUAAAUAUUCGAAAAGUUAAAACUGUUGAUUUGGAGUGUCGCAGAGGAGUCAUUUAUCUCACUUUUUUCGACGCGUUGUAUUCCAAAGAAAUUAGAGGUAAAAACAUAAUCGUUGACUAUUUAAUUCCAUAUAAAGAAACAAUUGGUGAACAGGAUAUAGCCAGAACAGAGAAUGUGGUACAUUCAUUCAAUUAUAUGAAGGGAAUGUACUUUGUAAAAGAAACGUUUGAUAAUUUUAAAAGUGCGUUUUAUAAUCCAGACCCGAGUGGUAAGCCAAUAUACCCAGCAAAUAUAUAUGGAGAUAGAGCGUUUUACAAAUGCAAACAAACAAACGUCUCGUUCAAAUAUAUCAAAGAAAUUGGCGAAUUCUGUUUUGCAGAAAGUCGGUUAAAAUGUGAACACGUCAUAAG